CCAACUUCCUGGCCCCAGGCAGACUCGAAACAUGGGAGAUAAUAGAAAAAUCCAUUUGGAAAAUACUGCUAGUUGUCUCCCAUCCUCUCUUUCCGUUAAACCCUAUUCCGUGAAGGCAUAGUGGGAGAAUUGUCAAAAUUCUACAGUUUGUCAAUAUACUGAUCCUGAAAUCAACCCUCUAGGCCCUUAGUUCGGUUUCUUUUACAGUCUUUCUAUCCCUUUUCUAUCAUAGAGUCUCCCAUUUCACUGAUGGGCAGCUACAUUUUGUAAUUCUGAAUUGAUUUGAGGGUAUUUUUUCGAACAUAAUAUCAAUAUGACCACUUGGACUCAGAUAAAAAAUUCGUUCUCGAUACGCCAUGACAAAAAGCUGUAAAUGAACUAAAUGCAGAGUAGAAAAGAGAAGAGCUAAAUUGCGAUGCAUGUUUCAAGUCGGAGAUAAAACAAAUCGAGUGCUGGUCAACAGAUCUGCCAGCCGUUAUCUUAACGGUGCUACUAGGCGUUUACUGGCAACAAUGAGCGUGAUAGUGUUUAUUGUCAGUAGUAGCGUGACGUGAGAUGGGGGAGCCGAUCAAUGUGUUGCUUUAUUAAUAAGGAAGAGAAAAAAAAGAAGGGGGUGGGUCUGCGUGGGAAGGAAAUUUGUGGGAGCAGGCAUUUUUGUUUUCGCGCGAACCCAUUGGCCAGUGUAUAAAUCAUCGUCUCAUUUAAGACAGAAGUGUCUAGAAGCAAGACCGCAUUGGUCAGAUCUUCGAGGGUGUAAUUACUACUGGCUUCCUCUCUUUUCUUGUAAAAUGCGUCAAAUUAGAAAGCCUCUGAAUAAAUUCCUUUCGUCCGGUUUGUGAUUGCCGUUAUUUGCCAUUAUUACCCGGGGCUUGCCGAGAAGCACGGGAGUUCGACAACGAUAAAACCAUCGGGCGAGCUGUUGGAGAGAGGGAAACGAACCGCUCGGGGAACGGUCGCAGAACUGUGCGUGAGAAGAAAAAGACGAGCUCGUGGUCACUUUGUGGUCAUCUUCAUUGUCUGCUGACCCCCACGGAGAUUUCAUUCGACUCCUCAGACUCAUAAUAACAUCUCCUGUGUCUGACAAACAGGUUAAAGGAUCAGUGAAGCUUGAACGAGUGUUUUCUUACCAUUUCGUCUCUAGUGACCAAGAGCUCGUAACUUGGCUCAAAGAGUAGACCGGUCUUCUCAAUAUAUAGUAUUUAAGUGACUACAGUACAAAUUUCACUUUAUCUAGACAGCCUUUCCCCCAGAGACCACUGUGAUAAAACUAUUAGGUCAAUUUACUUCAGAUCAUCUCAUUGACGUUAGUCUGGCAUUGAAAUACUCGCUGUGCUGGAUCUAUUGCUCGUGUGGUUGCAUUUUGGUGCUAGUAUUACUCUGCGUCUACGCCACUGAAACAAAAGCAUGACUUGCGCCAGUUAUUUGAGGACUAUCCCCGCUCUCGUCGUUGCAGUCCUAUGUCUGGGAAGUGCGCUGAGCUCACCGUACAGAGACGAGGACCUGAGACCAUUAAUUGCGAGCUCGGCCCUUGACUCGGACACAGGUGUCUUCCUGGACAUGCGCACACGGCGUGGGAGUGGCCAACAGCUGUAUUACUCACCGCAUUCUUUCACCAGCAAGAGGAUGAAUCAGAUAUCGUGCAGCUGCUGUUCCAAUUCCUUCAAUAGCAACUGUUGCUUUCAGUGCAUGCAGAGGCUUGGAAAGAGAAGCGGGGCAAGAUCAGACAACAAAAAUGAGGCUCCUGAACUCCUGAGGAACGGACCAGAGCUAUAUUAUAACGAAGGCGGCCGCAGCAGUGACCAUGACCUCCUUUCAAUGCCCCUUCAACCCGAGGUCAGCGAUUGGCGAGCCAAAGGCAGAGCUUGCUCGUGCUGUCUUUAUCAGAUGCACCAAGAGCCGUUCGCUCAGUCUUGGCCUUGCUGUAGAUUGUGCAAGAGAUCCAAGCGAUCUGUUGGAGCCGUGCCCGCACCAGCUGAGACCAGCAAGAAAGAAACGUGAAGAAAGUCUUGUAGUUGUAGCAUUUCAGACUGAUUAUAAUGACUAAAUACAACACGAGUAACCUCAAUCAGCGCUGAUUGGAAUAAUCAGAAUACGAAGACAUGUUCUGUAUGCCUCCUCCAUCAUAUUAUGCUCGAAAAUUCAUCUAUAUUUUAGGUGGAAAGUAGAAUUGAAAGGACAGUUUUAUCAUGGUGUAAUCAGGCUCUAUUAGAAAAAAAAAAUCAAUUUCAUCGCAGAUAGUGAGAUCAGAAAUAAUUGUACUAAGCAGCAACUGUUCUCUUAUGAAUAUACCCGGCUUGAUGAAACGUCAUUUCUGAACAGGAAGAAAAGCUUUUAUAAAAAUGAGUUGAUUGA
This is a messenger RNA of Aplysia californica (California sea hare), 2352 nucleotides long. RefSeq lists its product as uncharacterized. NCBI's taxonomy places the organism in Eukaryota, Metazoa, Mollusca, Gastropoda, Aplysiida, Aplysiidae. The transcript is spliced from 3 exons. The coding region runs from base 1405 to 1998 and encodes 197 amino acids. The record is from RefSeq and is a predicted model, not a curated record.